AUUAUUUACACUCCAUUUUUUACUCAUCAUUGCCUGAGCACCGCGUUGUUCGAAAUCACCACCCUCUUGCUUCCUCUCCUCUCCUCUUCUCUUCACCCGCGCAUCAUCAUCGCUCGCGUUUGCAUAGAACUUCACAACACAAGUCUGAGCCGCGCAUCACUCAAGUUCACUCACUUCCCUCUACCUCGCUCUAUAUUACACUACUUCCGCAUCCGAUGUCAACCGCUCGCCCUCAUCUCGCGAUGUUGCCGAUGCAGCACCAUCCCCUUCCCUUUCCUCCCCAGGACCCAGUGAUCAGAGCCGCCGAUCUCAUGGCACUUAUGAGAGAUGACCUCGUUGAGCACGGUGUCGACGACCGAGUUUCAAGAUAUUGCGCUCUCAAAAAAGCUACAUGGUCAGCGAUAAAGAUAUCGGUGAUCUGAUUGUGGAUAUUGUCAAAGAAGCACACAAAACAAUUCACGUUCCCCAGACUAGCUGCAAGAGACGUAUGCCUGCAACUGCUGUGAUCAUGCAGCACCCAUUUGCCGAAAAGCCUCUCGGUCCAGCUUUACAUGGACUCGACAUCGGCCAAUUAAAGGAGGACCGAGACAAUCAAAUCACCUUUAACAUGAAGGAUCAAGCCACUGGUUGGUUCCAUAUUCUUCUCAGUGCUGAUUGCCAGCUACUCCUGGGCUUUUAUGAUGGCACCGUUACACGACUUGGCGUCGGGCCUUGUGCCGGCCUCGUUGUCCGUCUUGAAAUCAUAGUCAGGAAAUUUCAUCAGCCACAUAUUCAUUUCAAGUUUGGCAUCCGCAAUGGUGGUAGACCUGUGAUCUUCAUGGAUUUAAUCGUCCCCCUUGAUUACAUUGUUGAUGCGAUCACUCUCAACAGCAUCAAUGCAGAUAUCAUAAACUCUCUCGCACCUCUCCGUAUGUUCAAUGCUAUCGACAUCUCGGGGCUCGUGAACCAUGUCAAGGGUUCCGAUAUUCUCGGCGAAAAGCUAGAGGAUAUUGUUAUGCCAAACCGUGUCAACCACAUUCACCUCGUGGCUGAGAAAGUGCGCCAUCUUCACACAAACAUUGACCGGUCCGAGGUCUUUGUCAUUGACAACUUGGAGUUUAAGCGCAAUCUCAAACUGUACCCUCCUGUCAUGCAGAACAUCGCUUCUGCCGUCGCUAGCCAAUUCAGAAAGAAGAGCCAGGGAUCUUUUGAGGCACGGCUCAUCCAUGAGGAAUCGUUUGAUCGUUCUUGGCCAGAUAUCCUCGCCGAUGUCACGCAGUUCACCAAACCAUACGCAGACUAUCUUAUGGAUACUCGUUACGGUUACGCGGACCUGACCUUCAGGAACUUAGGCCCAAUCGACCCUGAUGACCGACCCGAUCGUCCAAACAAGGCCUCCACCUUCUUCAUUAGUGCCGAGCAUCACACUGUCGCCUUACUAGCCAGUGCUGCCAAAGAACAAGAGAUGCGUGAUGACCGUGCGUCCAGACUGCUCAAUACAUCCAUACGAGCUGUUGUUUGGCGUGAUGAAUACUCUACAUGGAAACCCAGCGAGAAUGAUCUCGAGAAAUACGACAUCUUCUUGACCACCCUCCAUAUUACCUCUAGGUGACGAGAAACCCCUUGCCUGACUCACUUUGCUCAACUACGAGAGUACUAUCAGCGGUGGGCCGAUCGCUAUACUCGGCGUCCAUGAAGAAUGUGGCAGUAGAUCCGACAUUGAGCAUAUCUUUGACGAUUUCAGGAUCAGUGUAAUAGGCGACUCAGUGAGCGGUUCUGCCACCAUCGACAGGGAGACUAUUCAGGAUAUUUGUAGUGAACCAAUACACAGUUAAAGAUAUUCAGAAUGCAUUACGGUUUAAAAAAUACCAGUUGGC
Molecule: messenger RNA, 1856 nt
Organism: Fusarium verticillioides 7600
Lineage: Eukaryota; Fungi; Ascomycota; Sordariomycetes; Hypocreales; Nectriaceae
Exons: 1
Coding region: 392-1591 (399 amino acids)
Source: RefSeq, a predicted model, not a curated record